Molecule: messenger RNA, 1194 nt
Organism: Amaranthus tricolor (Joseph's coat)
Lineage: Eukaryota; Viridiplantae; Streptophyta; Magnoliopsida; Caryophyllales; Amaranthaceae
Product: protein trichome birefringence-like 8
Exons: 5
Coding region: 1-1194 (397 amino acids)
Cellular component (GO): Golgi apparatus
Molecular function (GO): O-acetyltransferase activity
Source: RefSeq, a predicted model, not a curated record
AUGGAAGAAGACUUACUUGGACGGUUGGACCGGCUGGAGAGGAUUGGCGUACUGGCUAUUAAAAACCCUAAUAAUUUCCAUUAUUAUAUUGGCUUUCCUAGUUCAAAAAACUAUGAAAAACAAGGUUGUAAUUACUCUAAUGGCGAAUGGAUAUGGGAUGAAAACUACCCUUUUCAUGGAUACAAUGAGAGUUGCAGGUUUCUGGAUCCGGGUUUUCGAUGCCAUGAAAAUGGACGUGUGAAUCAAAGCUUUCGACAUUGGCGAUGGCAACCUCGUGGAUGUGAUCUUCCUAGGUUCAAUGCAAGUGAUUUUUUAGAUAGAAUCAGAAAUGGAAGAAUAAUAUUUGCAGGAGAUUCAAUAGGACGAAACCAAUGGGAGUCAUUGUUAUGCAUGCUAUCAAAAGGAGUCUCAAACCAAUCUUCAAUAUAUGAAGUAAAUGGAGUUCCUAUAAGCAAGCACAAAACAUAUUUAUCAAUCCUUUUUCAAGAGUUUAACGUAAGUAUCGAGUAUUAUCGACUUCCUUUCCUUGUUGUUGUUGCUCGCCCUCCUCCGAACUCACCUACACAAGUACGUGGAGUCAUCAAGAUUGAUGAACUCCAUUGGUGGUCUCGCAAAUGGCCAGGAGCUCAUGUCUACGUCUUCAAUAAUGGUCAUUGGUGGAAUGAUGCCAAAACUAUCGCUUCGGGCCUUUACUUUGAGGAAAAGGGAGUUGUAAAUAUGACAAUGGAUUAUACAGAAGCAUUUCGGAGAUCAAUGAGGACAUUGAAAACAUGGGCAGACCAACACUUAAACCCACAAAGUAGUCGGAUUGUCCUUCGUAGCUAUUCAUCUGUUCAUUACAGGAAUGGAACGUGGGAUACGGGGGGGACUUGUAGAGAUAAUCAGGCACCUGAGACGAGCAGGAAAAGGGUGCAGGCAGAUCCGCUGCUCAACCAGUACACUCUAGAUGUGGUUAAAGAAAUGGAAGCCAAUAAAAUGAAGGUCGGUUUUCUGAAUAUUACGUAUCUGUCUGAAUUCAGAAACGAUGGCCAUCCAUCGAUCCAUCUUGAACCAACGUUUAAAAAGUCCAAUAAAAAUCCCUAUGUAGAAGUAGAAGACUGUAGUCAUUGGUGUCUUCCGGGAGUUCCUGACACGUGGAACGAGCUUCUUUACGCUUGGCUACUGGCAGAUGAUUUUAGGACCACGAGAAACUAA